AUGAACAAUAUUCCAGCGCCAAUGGGCGGUACCUGGCACCUGAAGCAAAACCCGGACGAGAGACAGAAGAUCAUCCAGAUCGUGGUCGCCACGCUCAAGGAUAUACAAGGGGUUGACUUCAACGAGGCCACCGCCAUCAAACAGGCGCAUGAUUUCGAGAAAUACAUGUUCAUGAAGUGUACCUCCAGAGAUGAGUAUCUCAAUCAGAUCAAGCAGAAGGUGCACCAGAUGCGUGGCAGCCUAAGAAAUAACUCGGGCCCCGGGAUGCAACAGCCACAGAAUCCCCAAAACGCUCAAAACGUUCAGAAUCAGCAGUUUCUGGCUCACGCUAGACAGGCCCAGGCACACCAGCAACAGCAACAGCAACAGCAGCAUCAGCAGCAGCAAAUCCCAGGUCAACAGAAUAUCGGGUUGGGCUUGGGCACCGACGCACCUAAUCAGGGAAUGAACUUCUUCCCGCAAAAUCAAAUGCAAAUGAGAAACGGCAUGAUGCCCCAGCUGCUGCCUCAGCAGGGUCACCAGCAGGUGCCCCAGGCACAGAUGAACCGGGCUGCCCCGCAACAACAGAUGCCUCAACAGCAGCAGCAACAACAACAGCAUCAACAGCAGCAAAAUUCACUGAGUGGUCCGCAGCAGGGCAGCAGACCUCAGGGAAUCAACCGGAAUAUUGGUAACCAGCUCACUCCUCAACAAAUCCAGCAGCUCAGUGCCAUGAUCAAAAAUGUGCCCAUUCCACCCGUGUUUUUGAAUAAAAUUCCAAACUUGCCUCCAAAUGUGAACACAUGGGCUCGAAUUUACGAUUUGGCCCAGAAGAAGGUGAUCCCACUGUCCAGUUUGCCAGCCAUUAAGGAAGUCCACAACGCACAUCUUCUGAUCGUAAUGCACCAGCAACUGCAGAGACUUGCCCAGCGUCGUAUGAGCAACAUGAACGGCGGGCCCGGCUCGGGCGGCGCAAUGGCAUCCACCUCUAGCAACGAUCAGAACAUCAACAUCAACAGCCUCAAUAACACCAACACCGGCAUGAACAACAUGAAUAACAUGAACAAUAUGGAUAAGUUGAGCAGACCUUCAACUGGUCAGAUGAACAUGCAAAACCAACAAAUGCAGCAGCAGCAAGCUGCGUUUAAGAACAACAGUAAUAAAAAUGAUCAGUAUACUAUGCUGAAUUCAAUGGGAAUGCAACGGCCUCAACUGAGGCAGAGUCAGACGACGCCCAUGAUGAAGCAACAGCAGAUGUCUAAUCAAUCAAACUUGAACAUUGCUGGACCAAACCCCGGUAAUCAGCAGCAACAACAGACACUUGGAAAGAUGCCGAAUUUCCAAAUAACUCCUCAAGACAUGAUGGAAUAUCAGGCACAAGCACUUGCAUACUUGAGUAGAGCUCAACAGGAUGGCAAGAUUCCACCAAACUUGGACAAUAAUGCGAAGCAGAACUUUAUUCGCAAGUAUAUUUACCAUCAGAAAGCCACGGCAUGGCGUAAUGAACAACUAAAGGCAGCACAGUCUAAAGGCAAUGGUUCUGCCCAAUUGAAUGUCGGGCCACAACGUACUCCCCAACAACUGCUUAUGGGCCAGGGCGGGUUCCCCAGCCAACCUCUGCAGCAACAGAAUCAACCUCAACAGCAGGUGAUGGGUGGUCUUCAAAGUAUGGGACAGCCACAACAAUCUCCCAUGAUGGGAAACAUGCAGCAACCUAAUGCAGCUUCCAUGAUGAAUCAGGGCAACAACCAACCAUUGUUUUCUCCCGUGAUGCAACAAAAGUUCCCAAUGCAAGGUCAGCAAGUCAAUUUGGGCAAUGUCAAUGCUCCACUGAAUCAAAUCAGAAGACCACAAGGUGUGCCCCCCAUUACAGAUGAGAUGAAGAUGAAGUUGAGGUCACUUUUUGACGAGGUAGCUCGUGGUGAUAGCUUCCAACUGAAGAACCAUACAACAUCUUUGUCUGACCAAGACAAGCUUCGCAUGAAAGAUCUUAUGGUGAAGAUAAAUCAACAGUAUGCCAACGUCGAUUCAGUCCUCAGCUACUACUACGUUCUCACUUCCGACAUCGGUGGCACCAAGAAAUUAAUACAGAUGAAGUUCAUGUCGAGAAAUAUCAUAGAGAGUUAUCAGAAGGGAAUUUACUUGGCUAAUCCCGAGAUCCUAGAAAAAUUGAUCGUGCAUUUCCAGAGGUAUUUCGAUGUGGUUAAAAAGGAGCUCACAGCUCGCAGGCAGCAGCAACAACCUCAAAAGAUUGACUCGACACAACCACAGAUGUCGGCUGCUCAGCAGCGCCCUGCUAUGAAUCAACCCACUGCUCAAAUGACUGGCCAACGCCCCAUGCAGCCUUUGCCUCAAGGCGAUCAGCGCUUUAUGCCACAAAACGCUUCCCAAGGGGCUCAGAGCUACAUGCCUUCGGGUAUGGGCCAGUUGCCCAACAUGGCUUCACAACUGCAGGCACAACAAGUCCCUCCUGUUCCACCACAACAGCAGCUGCAGCCUCAACAGCAACUCAGCAAUCAGAGGUCCAUGGGAGUUCAGCAACCUUCGCAACAGCAGUUUACAAGGAAUGCUACCUAUGGUCAAAUAUCUCAAAACCAACCGGACUGGCUGAAAGCUGUUAAUCCCGAACAAAGAGGUGCUCAACCUUCACCACAAAUGCAGUCGCAACCGGUGCCUAAAAAUACUGCUAAGGGGAAAAAGGCUAGUACUAGCGGAACUGCUGGUAGAAGAAAGUCUACAAAGGCUUCGGGAACGAUGCCAACUCCUGGCAACAGUGCACCUACUCCUGCGACUUUGGCUAAUGCGAUUAAGACACCAAACAGUAUGCCAACACCCCAGGUCAUUCAAAGUAAUAGUAACAAGGGAACUCCAAUUGAUGUUUCUCCCAACAGCGAUAACAAGGGGUCAAAUGUUACGUCAAAGGAACCUAUUGUUGGAGAGGUGUUCGGCGCGAAUAAGGUUGACUCCAAAUUGGACUCUAGAAGAGAACUCUCAAAGACCGAUCCUGAGCAGUUCUUCUUCGCCGCUUUGUCUAAUCUUCUCGAGGUAGACAAAGCUGAUAGUACGAAUGGAACGAAGGGUGGUAGUGCUGGUACGGAUCACACGAAGUCACCACUAUCGCCUAAUUCUGCCGAAUGGACUUGCGCCGUCAAGCCCGAAGCUAUCAAGUCAGCGUUUUGUCAGGUCGAUUGUAUCAAGGAGCUCACUGCUAUGGAGAUUUUGGAGGAAUGUGCAAAGAUGGUUGAUCGAGAUGCAAAAAAGAAAGAGGAAGUUAACUCAAGGAAGAGGGAGAGAGAAGAACCAGAUGACAUUGAUAUCUUGUUUAACGAUACAGACGCGAAGAAGAUUAAAAGCGAAGACUUCGACCGAUUCAUGUUUGAGCCGGUUGAAUUCGAUGAGUGGAAGAAUUGGCUCACUGGGUUACAGCAAGCCAAGGUUUGA
Candidozyma auris is the source of this 3420-nucleotide messenger RNA. RefSeq names its product Med15p (gene MED15). The record is from RefSeq and is a predicted model, not a curated record. Gene Ontology annotation, cellular component: mediator complex. The coding region runs from base 1 to 3420 and encodes 1139 amino acids. NCBI's taxonomy places the organism in Eukaryota, Fungi, Ascomycota, Pichiomycetes, Serinales, Metschnikowiaceae. Gene Ontology annotation, molecular function: transcription coregulator activity. The transcript has a single exon. Gene Ontology annotation, biological process: regulation of transcription by RNA polymerase II.